GCCUGCCUAGCUGGAACUUCUGAAGGAAAAUGUUUUAUUUCUACAAUUUCCAAAAGAUAACCAAACAAACAUUUACUUUUUACGUAGUAGUACAAUAUCUAACUUAUUUGCAUUCGUUUUUACUUACACUUCUAUGUUGACUUCUCCAAUGAUGUUGUUUAAGUUUUCGCGGACUUUUCUUAGCGGAUGUACAAUCGUCGCAAAUUGAAUUAUGGGGAGUUUCAGGCCCGGGAGUGAACAUAAUAGUACACUCGCAAAGCCAACUAAAAACGAAGGCCGAGGGGCUUAAGUUGCAAACUUCCCUUGCUUGGCUAAUCAUUUGGACCACCCACCAAGAUGGCGACAGGGAUUCCCCCAAGGGCAUAAAGAGAGGCUCCUAGCGGGCAAGGGCCUCACACCUACUUUUACCGAAUUCCAUUCUAUUCUGUCUGUCUCCAGCCGCCAUGGAGAGCGGUGGCAGGGGAAACACGUGCGACUACAGCCACAACGUCACCUUCUUCUACGAUUACGUAGGUAAGGAGAUCAGCAGAGACUGGCGUGUCAGGGACUGUGUGGUAGUGGUCCUGGGCCUGACCAUCUGCCUCAUUAUGAUCCUGUCCAACAUAAUGGUGAUGGCGGCCAUCUUCAUCAACCGACGCUUCCACUUCCCCAUCUACUUCCUGCUAGCCAACAUGGCCGCUGCGGACCUGUUCGCCGGCAUGGCCUACACCAACCUCGUGCUCAACACAGGACCCUGGACCAUCAGGCUGUCCAAGCAGCAAUGGUUCAUUAGGAAUGCUCUGGUGGACAUGAGCCUGACGGCGUCUGUGGCCAACCUGCUGGCUGUGGCGGUGGAGCGUCACCAGACCAUAAUUACCAUGCAGCUGCACAGCAAGAUGACCAACCGGCGUGUGGUGCUGCUGAUCGUGUGCAUCUGGGCAGUKUCUAUCAUCAUGGGGCUGAUCCCUUCCAUGGGGUGGAACUGUGAGUGCCAGCUUAGCGACUGCUCAAUCAUCGCCCCGCUCUACAGCCGCAGGUAUAUGAUCUUCUGGGCGUCUCUCAACCUGCUCACCUUUUCUGUCAUGGUGGCUAUGUACGCACGCAUCUAUGUCUACGUGAGACGUAAGGGUAAACGGAUGUCUCAGCACAGCUCCCACCAUCUGAGGCACAACGAGACUGUCUUUAACCUCAUGAAGACUAUCUCUAUUGUACUGGGUGUGUUUGUCAUCUGUUGGACGCCGGGCCUGAUGACUCUGUUGCUAGAUGGGAUCAUGGGUAAAGACAGCCAUGCCUUGACCUAUGAGAAGUACUGUCUGAUCCUGGCUGAGUGUAACUCCCUGGUUAACCCUAUUAUAUACUCCUUCCGGGACGAGGAGAUGAGAAGGACCUUUAAGUGUAUCCUGUGCUGCCUGUGCAGGAGGAGCUCUGACCACCAGGGGGAGCAGUCCCCUGUGGAGUUCAACACACUGCAACCAGAGGUAGAUAAUGGUUGUGAAGUAAAAUCAGAGGAGAAAGCCAACUUUACUGCCCUCCAGCUGAUAAAGACAGAGUGGUGACAAGCCUCUUCACCCUGACAGCUGGAUUAAAUCAUAUUGACACCAUGGACAUUAAGAUCUACAGCCACUUAUGAAUGUAGGCUCUAUUCAAUCUGUCGCUGAAGCGUUACAAAUUGCGCCAUAGAAAUUUAAAGAUGAUUUCCGAUUAACAUAUGAAGCGUUUACUGUGAAUGCGUCUCUGCUAAUGCGGGAACAUUGCGUUUACAUUUAAAUCGCUGAACUUCCGUGAUACAGAUUGAAUAAAGCCGUUAGUGGGGUUGAAACAGGAGGACAAUGGACGGGACAAUAUGGUUAUUUAUGACGCAAUACUGUCAUGUGUACAUUUUGGGAUGCUUGUUUGUACGUGUACAGUAUGUUUUUGUUUAUCUAGAUGCGUUACACUAAUACUGGGAUAUUCAUAAACAUCCAAACUGUUUAGGGAAAGACUACCUCCAUGUGCCACAGUUCAAUUCUGUGAUACAUUAUAACGAGCCAUGAGAUGCUUUAAAAAUACCAGCAUGGGGAUAUAGGGAAGCCUGGAAUUUAAGCUGAAUAUCACCCUUUCACCAUUUACUAGAAGUGAAACUGCGUGACAUUCGAUCAUGCAUGCAUACAUUUUGCGUACGGGUGGUCCUGUGAAUCGAACCCACAACCCUGGCAUUGCAAGCGCCAUGCUAUACCUACUUAGCUACAGAAGCGGGUUUCAAUUAUGAAAAACGGAGUUUAAAUGUAUUUGGCUAAGGUGUAUGUAAAACACCAUCAAAUGGUGGUGACUAAUCAUUGACUAAUCAUAAAAAUAAAAACCAACCCCAAAUAAUGAAAAGCACAAUUAUUUUAUUCAUUUUUUUCUUCUAAUAAGGAACACUACAACUUGUCAUUCUUUUUACUCGUUCUAGAACAAUUCUAAAGUUGAGGUAUAAAAUGAGUUCGUACAGACUCACAGGUCUUGAAACAGUGGGGUUUUAUAUACAAGAGACAGAGGUAGAGACAAGCGGGGGUAUUUCAAAUACAGGGGGACGAAGAAGAGUGAGCAAUAUACAAAGAUACUAACAAAA
Messenger RNA from Salvelinus sp. IW2-2015, 2569 nucleotides. The record is from RefSeq and is a predicted model, not a curated record. Lineage: Eukaryota; Metazoa; Chordata; Actinopteri; Salmoniformes; Salmonidae.